AUAAGAACAAGACAGUGAAGGCAGCACAACCCCUCGUCUUCCGGCUGUGGGACACUCACUCACACACACACACACACACACACACGAAUCAACAAAACAUGACCGCCUCCGCUAUCGUCCGAAGACUCGCAGCUGUGUCCGGGGCUUCGGCGGUGGCCGCCGGGGCAUACGGGGCUCACGGUUUCAAAAACAAAGAUCCCGACGAUUACCAGAGAGUGCUCUUUGAAACAGCCAACAAGUACCAUUUCUACCACAGCCUGGCCCUGCUGGGUGCUGCCCACUCUGGAAAACCUGCCGUGGCUGGCGCACUCCUUAUAGCCGGCAUGGGGAUGUUCUGCGGCUCCCUGUACCACCAGGCUCUGACGGGGGACCCUGGUCUACGCAAGGUGGCUCCCAUGGGGGGCAUGGCUAUGAUCGCCGGCUGGCUCGCCUUGAUUCUCUGAACUGUACCGGCUCAUGGCUACAUGGAAGAACUGGAGAGCCUGGAGAGACAGUGGGCUGAGUAGUUGCGCUGAAGUGUAUGAUAGUUCUUAUGUCCCCCAUCUAACUGCUCCCUGCAUCAGGCUGUGGGUGUCAGCAGGUGAUAAGGUCACAACAGGAUUAUCACUUUUAAGCGGCUGCUGCCUGUGUCCGACCGCUGCCCCCUGACUUCUUCUUUGAACUGAAUAUUCAAAUGAGUGCAGUGUGUAGUGCAUUUUGUCACCACAACAAUUUACUGAUGCAACAUGUGACUAAAUUUUACGGCAUUUCUUUAUUUUUUGCAAUAUUUCACCAACUGCAGUAAAACUGUUUAUAUAUUGCUGCAUAGGGCAAUUGUAGUAAAACUGAAGAAAGGAAUAUGAGGGAUUUAAGAUAAAAUAAACACUCUUUCCUACA
Scophthalmus maximus (turbot) is the source of this 876-nucleotide messenger RNA. It is a transcript of the gene tmem256, whose product is annotated as transmembrane protein 256. The transcript has 4 exons. NCBI's taxonomy places the organism in Eukaryota, Metazoa, Chordata, Actinopteri, Pleuronectiformes, Scophthalmidae. Bases 99 to 443 code for a protein of 114 amino acids. The record is from RefSeq and is a predicted model, not a curated record.